CCAACGACCGAUCCGCUGCAAAACCCGGCGCCGGACUCACAAAACCAGGCACUGGAGUAUCGCGGUGAGACGGAACGGGAUUCACAAGACAAGUCAGAAACGGGACUGCGGGGAGAGCCUUCUGGGCUAUGCGAUGACCCUGCGGCUUUGAAACAGACAAACUCUGAUGACGGGGUCUUUCUAUUGUACCCCAAGCCCCUCUACGCUCCCCUUGCCAAGUAUAAAAGUUAGAGCAGUGGUCAGAGGGGGCAAGCCAACCCAGCACGGCACAGCUGUACUCAAGCAGAACCCCUUCAUCAUGUCUCAGACCAAGUCCUCAAACCAGGGCACCAAUGCCAAAGACAAGGGAGUUCCCGCUCCCGGUGCCAGCAGCAAGGCUUCCAAGACCGGAGAUCCUGGAAUGACUGGAAACUACAAAAUCUUCCUGUUCGACCAGGAGAACUUUCAGGGACGGAUGAUGGAGGUGCAGAAUGAGUGCAUGAACGUUUGCGAGCGUGGAAUGGACAGAGUUCGCAGUAUCAUUGUGGAGUGCGGCCCCUUUGUUGCCUUCGAGCAGACUAACUUCCGUGGUGAGAUGUUCAUCCUGGAGAAGGGCGAGUAUCCUCGCUGGGACACCUGGUCAAACAGCUACCGCAGUGAUUGUCUCAUGUCCCUCAGACCCAUCCGCAUGGAUUCCAUGGAACACAAGAUCUGCCUGUAUGAGCUGUCCGACUUCCAGGGCAACAAGAUGGAGAUCCACGAGGAUGAUGUGCCAACCCUGUGGGCGCAUGGCUUCUGUGACAGAGUGGGCAGCGUGAGGGUCCCCGGUGGAUCUUGGGUGGGAUACCAGUACCCCGGAUACAGAGGUUACCAGUAUCUGUUUGAGUGUGGCGACUACAGGCACUACAAUGAGUUUUGUGCAUUCCAGCCUCAGAUUCAGUCCAUGCGUCGUGUGAGGGACAUGCAGUUCCACCAGCGCGGCUGCUUUAACCUGACCGCUGCUAAACAGUGAUCAAACCUCACUGCGGUCUUGUAGCAUAGCAACUAGCCUCCUCAUGGUGCUUUUUAUCCCCGAACCUUCACCCCUUUCUCAGGAUACUCCCCUUAGAAUAGAUUCACAUCGAUUGUCCCUGACACCAAACUGACUUUUUAUGAUGCCAAUAAUAAACAUGUUUUGGAAAAACACCAGCUGACUGCUCUCCUUUCUUUCUCAUAUACUAAAACAUUGAUUGUAAAAUGUCAUAAUUUAAAGAAAUUAAAUGACCA
Molecule: messenger RNA, 1245 nt
Organism: Triplophysa dalaica
Lineage: Eukaryota; Metazoa; Chordata; Actinopteri; Cypriniformes; Nemacheilidae
Gene: crybb1
Product: crystallin, beta B1
Exons: 7
Coding region: 167-991 (274 amino acids)
Biological process (GO): lens development in camera-type eye; visual perception
Molecular function (GO): structural constituent of eye lens
Source: RefSeq, a predicted model, not a curated record